CUUACCAGACCCACUUGCCAUUUCCCUCCUUCCACUCACACACAGAGAGUGUGAGUGAGAUCCCACAUUUCACACUGUAACCACCCGCUCCAGGAGAGCGAAAGAGAAAGAUCGGAUCUUGGCCGGCGAGUUCGACAUGGGCCAUCUCAGCCUCCCGUCGGGCAGGCGCUCACCGGUGUCGCGCCAGUGGACGCUUCUCGACCUCGCUGCCGCUGCCUUCUUCGCCGCUGUCCUAGUCUUUUUCCUCCUCCUGUUCACCUCCCUCGGGGACUCGCUCGCCGCCUCCGGACGCCGCGCCCUCGCCCGCUCCUCCAACUCCGAUCCCCGCGAGCGCCAGCGCGUCCUCGCCAUCCUCGACCCACCUUCUUCUUCUUCUUCUUCCUCUGCUGGCGGUCGAGUCGUUGUCAUCGAAGCCUGCUCGGAGGACGAGGUGGACAACAUGCCCUGCGAGAACCCACGUCUGAACAGUCAGCUGACUCGGGAGAUGAACUUCUACCGAGAGCGCCACUGCCCUCUGCCGGAGGAUACACCACUCUGCCUUGUCCCGCCACCGAAAGGGUACCGGACUCCUGUCCCUUGGCCUGAAAGCCUCCACAAAAUAUGGCAUGAUAACAUGCCAUAUGACAAAAUUGCCGAGAGGAAAGGCCAUCAAGGUUGGAUGAAAGAAGAAGGAUCAUAUUUUGCAUUUCCGGGUGGUGGGACUAUGUUUCCUGAUGGUGCUGAACAUUACAUUUCGAAACUUGGGCAGUUCAUCCCUAUAAAGAAAGGCCUCAUACGGACAGCUCUGGACAUGGGAUGUGGGGUGGCCAGCUUUGGAGGUUUCUUACUCAAGGAGAAUAUUAUUACGAUAUCAUUUGCUCCAAGGGACUCACAUAAAUCUCAAAUACAAUUUGCAUUAGAAAGAGGGAUACCUGCAUUUGUAGCCAUGUUGGGCACACGGCGACUACCUUUUUCUGCAUAUUCUUUUGAUCUAGUCCAUUGUUCUCGGUGUUUGAUUCCCUUUACUGCUCACAAUGGAACAUAUCUUAUUGAAGUGGAUCGUUUAAUUAGGCCAGAAGGAUAUUUAGUAAUAUCUGGUCCCCCUGUUCAAUGGACUAAACAGGAAAAGGAGUGGGCUGAUCUCCAGUCCAUGACUCAUGCCUUAUGCUAUGAACUUAUUGCCGUUAAUGGUAAUACUGCAAUUUGGAAGAAGCCUUCUGGAGUUUCAUGUCUCCCUGACCUAGUCAAUUUUAGGCUUAAUCAAUGCAGUGAUAAUGAUGACCCAAACGAAGCAUGGUAUUUUAAGUUGAAGAAGUGUGUCAGCAAAGUGCCCCUUUCAGCAGAAAUAUCUAUUGGGGCUAUCCCUAAAUGGCCAGAGAGGCUGACAAAAUCUCCCGCAAGGGUCUCGCUUAUUAAAAAUGGGCUUGAUGUGUUUGAGGCUGAUACACAUCGUUGGGCAAGACGGGUUGCUUACUAUAAAAAAUCGCUUGGCAUUAAACUAGGGACUCCGCAUAUACGUAAUGUUAUGGACAUGAAUGCUUUCUUUGGAGGCUUUGCAGCGACACUAAGUUCUGAGCCAGUCUGGGUCAUGAAUGUUGUUCCUGUAAGGAAGCCAUUAACUCUUGGUAUCAUCUAUGACAGAGGUCUUAUUGGAGUAUAUCAUGAUUGGUGUGAAGCUUUCUCCACUUACCCAAGAACCUAUGAUCUGAUUCAUGUUGCACGAAUUAGUUCUCUGAUAAGGGAUUCGUCGGGCGAGAAUAGGUGCAGUCUUGUGGAUCUGUUGGUGGAGAUGGAUCGCAUUCUUCGCCCAGAGGGAACCAUUGUAGUGCGGGAUUCAGAUGAAGUGAUCAAUAAGGUUGUUCAAAUAGCUCAUGCAAUCCGAUGGACCGCUGAGGUCCACAAAAGCGAGCCCGAAUCUCACGGUGAUGAAAGAAUUCUUGUGGCAACCAAAACAUUCUGGACACUGCCCGCAACCUCAGUUUGACAACCUGAAUUAGUACCAGUGCUUCGCUGUGUUCAUUUUUUGCACCAGGGAGGGAGGGAGGGGGAAAUAAUCUACCUCAGUUUGACAACCUGAAUUAGUACCAGUGCUUCGCUUUGAGUUCAUUUUUUGCGCCAGGGAGGGAGGGGGAAAUAAUCUUAAGAGUAGUUAUUUACAUAAAUUCAAUUAGGAAAUGCAAUUAGUUGAAUUACAUAUUAUUUUGGGGAGUCUAAUACAAACUGUUAUGAUAAAUCGGAGUAGUUCUUUCUUCUGAUCAAAUUUCUAAGACUUUGUAAUAUAUGUAAGAUGUCAAACUUGUUCCAGUCAAGUGUAAUUCAAGAUGAGGCAAAUAAUCCGUUAAUAUAAUUUUAUAAAGCUAAAUUGCAGAUUUUAA
Zingiber officinale is the source of this 2354-nucleotide messenger RNA. Its product is annotated as probable pectin methyltransferase QUA3. The record is from RefSeq and is a predicted model, not a curated record. The transcript has 7 exons. The coding region runs from base 137 to 1963 and encodes 608 amino acids. Gene Ontology annotation, cellular component: trans-Golgi network; cytoplasm; endosome. Lineage: Eukaryota; Viridiplantae; Streptophyta; Magnoliopsida; Zingiberales; Zingiberaceae. Gene Ontology annotation, molecular function: methyltransferase activity.